AUGGACAUUUUAUCGUCCAAAAAUGGCACAAUCCCCAAAGUGAGACCCCAGCACUCUCGACCAUCUUCGGGCCGCACAAAACACCAAAAUCCCUCUUCUCGAUCGCAACACUGCCUCACUCCGACAGGCCACUCGACGUCCAGCAUCAGCUUGGCCGAAGCGGCUGUGGCCAUGAAGCGACAGGGCGCAACCUACCCGCAGAAAUGGUUUGCUGCCAGCCAGUGCCUCUCGGUGACUCGGAGACAUCGUCUACGCCAAUGGUUAGGCCUACGGCACCAGUUGGCCGCUGUCUCGGAGCUGUCGCCCUGGUUCACUGCGUAA
Protopolystoma xenopodis is the source of this 321-nucleotide messenger RNA. Lineage: Eukaryota; Metazoa; Platyhelminthes; Monogenea; Polystomatidea; Polystomatidae. The record is from the annotation of a GenBank genome assembly.